AUGUUUCGUCCCGCCGCCCGAGCGCUUGCCCGCGCGCCUGCCGUCGCGGCCCGUGGCCCGGCGAGCACUCGAUUGAUAAGCACUGGCCCGACGCCGAAAUCGAGAAGCUGGAAGAACACCGCUGUCCGGUUGGCUUUGGCAGGUGGUGCUGUUUACUACUACAAUACGAGUAGCUAUUUCGCUCAGGAGCCCUCCUUCUCCAUCCUCGGCACAUUGAGCAAAGAAAAUGGCGACGAUAUCUCCUCCCCCACCCUCGACUCCAUCACCCCGAAGAUCCGGCAAGAGAAGGCCGCUGCCCGGUCUCAGCCGAAGACCGAUGCGCCUGCCGUUGAGGCCGUCGCUGCUCCUGAAUCCGUGGAAUCCGUCCCCAUAGACAGUGAAGUGAAGCCCCAUAUCCCGAACGAGGAGGAAGAGGGCCCCGAGUCUGCUGCCUUCAACCCAGAGACCGGUGAGAUCAACUGGGACUGUCCAUGCCUGGGUGGCAUGGCCCACGGCCCUUGCGGCGAGGAAUUCCGGGCAGCGUUCUCCUGCUUCGUGUACUCGAAUGAGGAGCCCAAGGGAAUUGAAUGCAUUGAGAAGUUCAAGGGCAUGCAAGACUGCUUCAGACAACAUCCCGAUGUGUAUGGUGCCGAGCUGGAAGACGAUGAAGUCGAGGGCGGUGCUCCUGCCCCCGCUGACCAAACACCCGCUGCCACCGAGGGGGAUAGCCUGCCUCCGGCCCCUACCGAUGCCGAGGAAAAGAAAGAGGAGACUAAAUAA
Molecule: messenger RNA, 759 nt
Organism: Penicillium macrosclerotiorum
Lineage: Eukaryota; Fungi; Ascomycota; Eurotiomycetes; Eurotiales; Aspergillaceae
Product: coiled-coil-helix-coiled-coil-helix domain-containing protein
Exons: 3
Coding region: 1-759 (252 amino acids)
Biological process (GO): protein import into mitochondrial intermembrane space
Cellular component (GO): mitochondrial intermembrane space
Molecular function (GO): protein-disulfide reductase activity
Source: RefSeq, a predicted model, not a curated record